Synchiropus splendidus (mandarinfish) is the source of this 1729-nucleotide messenger RNA. Its product is annotated as eukaryotic translation initiation factor 4E type 3-like. The transcript has 7 exons. Bases 307 to 954 code for a protein of 215 amino acids. Gene Ontology annotation, molecular function: translation initiation factor activity; RNA 7-methylguanosine cap binding. Gene Ontology annotation, biological process: translational initiation. Gene Ontology annotation, cellular component: eukaryotic translation initiation factor 4F complex. The record is from RefSeq and is a predicted model, not a curated record. NCBI's taxonomy places the organism in Eukaryota, Metazoa, Chordata, Actinopteri, Syngnathiformes, Callionymidae.
GGAAGCCGUCUUUUUGUCGAGCGGAGAUAAACAAAGCCUCUCAUUCCACCAGCGGCACCAGUUUAAUAACCCUUGAACUGAGCGUUGUUCGUAGCUUGUGCGUUAUUUGCGAUCACCUAUUUCGCAGUACUAGGUAUUUGUGCUGGCUUGUCGGAGCUGUUAACUCAGGGCGGCCAGCGUCGGUGUUGUUUUGUUGUUUCGGGGGCAAACCGGUGAAGCGUCAAGUGAGGUCGCGGGUGAUCGUAGUCGCGUCGAUAAACGGAGUUAUCGAAAGGGGUUUUCGUCAAUCCAUCGCUUGACCGAACAAUGGCAGUCCCCAUGGCUGCCACUAUGCAGCUGAACACAUCGAGCCCGGCUCUUCUGGACCACAGCAUUCACAUGGAAGAGUUUGUAAACAUCUCAGGUGAUGAAGACCCGCUGCCUUUACAUUCUCCAUGGACGUUCUGGCUGGACAGAUCACUUCCUGGCACCACAGCGGCGGAAUGCGAGUCAAAUCUGAAGAAGAUCUAUACAGUGGAAACUGUCCAGAACUUUUGGAGAGUCUACAACAACAUACCUGGUGUCUACAACCUGCCACUGAGAUGUAGCUACCAUCUAAUGAGAGGCGAAAGAAAACCACUCUGGGAAGAGGAAAGCAAUGCCAAAGGAGGUGUCUGGAAAAUGAAAGUACCAAAAGACUGCACUCCUGUUGUGUGGAAAGAGUUGCUUCUGGCGACUAUUGGAGAGCAGUUCAGUGACUAUUGUGCAGCAGAUGAUGAAGUUGUCGGGGUGAGUGUCAGCAUGAGAGACAGAGAGGACGUUGUGCAGGUCUGGAAUGGAAAUGCGUCUCGUGCCACCGAAUCAAACGUAACAGGAAGGAUAAUCGAGCUCCUCCCAGAGGUUUCCUUCAAAGCCGUCUUUUACAAGCCACACAAGGAACAUCAUGCCUUUGAGGGCGGACGAUCAAGACAUUAGCGGAGCAUUGCAUUGUAAUAAUAUGCUUUUUUUGUUGUUGUCGAGCAGAUCAGCACUAAGUAUUUGUGUCACUGAAAUCAUCUCCUUCUGUAGUUUUUUUUUGUAUAAUUUUCAUGAAAUGUUAUACAAAUUUAAGUUUACAAGGCUUUCGUUGAAACAGAAUCAACUUUUUUAUGGCUAACUUUGAUGGUGUGCAUUUAAACAAUAUUUGGCGAGUAGAAAUUCAAGUACAUAUUCUAGAAUUAAGAGUCAACAAAAGUACCAUGCAGUUUUUAAAAAGCCUUGUGUUCUAAAUGUGUUUCUGAUGUGAAUCACGUACAAUAACUAAAACAAUACCAGAUGUGUAAGAUAUAUCUAUUAACCCUGAAAAGGUAAUUUUUUUCACUUUAAAAUUGUGACAAGCAUGGUUGCAUUUAACAAGCUCAUCUGCAAAAAUGGAGCUUGAUGUAGUUACUACUUCACACAAGCAGAUGGCAGACCAUGUCUGUGGAGGAGAUGCAGGAGGUUGCAGUCAUGUUUGAGUGAUGAAGAAGAGCAUCUCCAGUGGAUCAGAUAAAUGUCUGUAAAAGCUAUGUAAUUUAAUUCACGACCAUCCCAAACUUUUAUCAAAACUGAUGGUUUUUCUUAGCACCUUUAUCUCUAACUGUUUUCAAGCUUCUGCUUUUUGAAACAGCGAUAUAAAAGUUGGAUAUUUAAUUGAAAAAAAAAACUCUUUAGGGUUAAAGUUAGAUUGUGAUCUAUAUGUACAAAUGUAUAAAAAGAAUUAACACCCCCC